Molecule: messenger RNA, 1571 nt
Organism: Salpingoeca rosetta
Lineage: Eukaryota; Choanoflagellata; Craspedida; Salpingoecidae
Product: fumarylacetoacetase
Exons: 15
Coding region: 142-1389 (415 amino acids)
Biological process (GO): homogentisate catabolic process; L-phenylalanine catabolic process; L-tyrosine catabolic process
Molecular function (GO): fumarylacetoacetase activity
Source: RefSeq, a predicted model, not a curated record
CGAAGAAUCACAGAAGUGAACGAAGGUCGAGCAAGCAAAGCAAGCAAGCAAGCGUCCACGUUUUUUUUUGGUGUUCUUCUCCACCCACCUGCAACCAUUACCGACUCCGCUGCAAAGAAGGCGCGCACUUUUGACGCCAACAUGAAGAGCUUCAUUGAAGUGUCGCCCGACUCGGACUUUCCGAUCCAGAACCUUCCCUACGGUGUCUUCUCCAAGCCCGGCGAUGAGACCCGCCGCAUUGGCGUGGCCAUCGGCGACCAGGUUCUCGACCUGAGUGCCAUCCGCCACCUCUUCACCGGCCCCAUCCUCUCCUCCCAGCAGGAUGUCUUCGCCAAGCCUUCGCUGAACGCCCUCAUGGCGCUGGGCCGCCCCGCCUGGACCGAGGCCCGCGAGACCAUCCAGAAGCUCCUCUCCGCCGACGAGCCCACCCUUCGCGACAACCAGGAGCUCCGUGCUGCCGCCCUCGUGCCCCAGGCGGACGUGACCAUGCACCUCCCCGCCGAAGUUGGUGACUACACGGACUUCUACUCGUCGCGCGAGCACGCCAGCAACCUCGGCAGCAUGUUCCGCGACCCCUCCAACCCGCUCCUCCCCAACUGGCUGCACAUCCCCGUUGGCUACCACGGCCGCGCGUCCUCGGUCGUCAUUUCCGGCACCCCACUCCACCGCCCGUGCGGCCAGACCCGCCCCAACAACGGUCCGGUGCUCGCCUGCUGCCAUAACCGCUGUGCUUUGACUGGGAGUGUGGAGUGUGGGCAGGGAAAUGUGUUGCAGGGGAUGCUUGUCUGGUUGGCAAUGACCUCGCAUGUGGCGUUGGAGUCUGGCCGGCUCAGCACAACCUUGUGUCGCGAGAAGGUGCCUCCAUCGCACGGCGCGCUGCAUGGCGUGUACUGCCACUCCCACAGGCACCCGGCGCUGUCGACAUUGGACGCCGUGGUGCCGCCGUCCGUUGUCGUUGUGGCCAGCGAGCCCGCUCCCCUGCCUUAUCUGAAGCACGACGACCCCUACUCGUUUGACAUCAAGCUCUCUGUCAAGAUCGUCCCCGAGGGCGGCAGCGGCAAGGUGGUUGCCAACACCAACUUCAAGCACAUGUACUGGACGAUGAAGCAGCAGCUUGCCCACCACACCAUCACGGGCUGCAACGUUCGCCCAGGCGACCUCAUGGGCUCUGGCACCAUCAGCGGCACCGACCCGUCCGCGUAUGGCUCCAUGAUUGAGCUGUCGUGGAAGGGCACCAAGGAGCUUGAUGUUGGCGAUGGCGAGAAGCGCAAGUUCCUCAAGGACGGCGACACCGUUGUCCUCGCAGGCCACUGCCAGGGCGAUGGCUACCGCGUUGGCUUUGGCCAGUGCUCUGGCAAGGUCCUGCCUGCUCGCGUGCGCGUCGACUAAAACCACGUCCACGCUCAUGUGCUUGUGCGUGCACACAUCCAUGCGUGCAUUGCUGCUGUGUUCACCAUGCCAGGGCCUUUGCCCGUGUGGUUUAAUUCCGGAUGAUGACACCGUCAUGUCAUAUCAUCUCUCCUUCGUGCCAACCAACACACACGACUCUCAGUAAACACUCUGUUGAUCAA